Mya arenaria is the source of this 2267-nucleotide messenger RNA. Its product is annotated as tyrosinase-like protein 2. Gene Ontology annotation, molecular function: oxidoreductase activity. The coding region runs from base 32 to 2107 and encodes 691 amino acids. The record is from RefSeq and is a predicted model, not a curated record. The transcript has 5 exons. Lineage: Eukaryota; Metazoa; Mollusca; Bivalvia; Myida; Myidae.
CAAACUCCCAUAACCCUCCUCCGUCAUUGAAAUGGAGUGCCUUCAGGCAGCAUUUUGGCUGCUUUUCACAGGCACAAUGGUCGUGUCGCAGUCAACAAGGACGGAUGUCUACUCAGAAAUGCCCGCUGAGGUACAACAGUGCGUUGCCCAACUGACAAACGGCACAAACGACGGAGCGAAAGUCUCGGAGGAAGCUCACAUCCAAUGCAUGCAGCAAUUUGUCUGGAAGGCGGACAGAAAACGCUGGGAUGGAGCUGUCAAUAUGACUGAUAAGGAAACGGAAUUCAUAAAUGAUAUCAUCAGAUCCGUGUUUAAACGCGGUCCUGGGUCGUCUAGAUCGAAGCGAGAGGUAGGCCCAGGUAUAUUUCCACCGACCGGAUUUAGAAUACGAAAGGAGUACCGACGUCUGACAGACUUUGAGAGAAUGGCUGUACAUGAUGCAUUUAAUGGUAUUAAAAAGAAUGGAGGAUAUACUGCUUUUGCUAAACUUCAUGUUAUUGUGAUAGCGUCCGCUCACAAGGGACCUAACUUUCUGGGUUGGCAUCGUGUUUAUCUAGCCAUGUUGGAAGAAUCCUUAAGACGAAUUAACCCAAUGGUUUCACUACCCUAUUGGGACUCAACACUAGACAAAAACAUGGCCAACCCGGAAAUGACUAUUAUAUUUACACCACCAUUCCUGGGAAAUGGCGACGGGUAUGUUGUAACUGGUCCAUUCAGGCACUGGCCUACCGUGACUGGACCACUUGCUAGAAAUAUUGGGGCGAACAGUGUGCUCUAUUCAAAAGAAUUUAUUGCUAGAAUGAUGACCCGAUGUCGUACGGCAGAAAUCACAUUUCCAACAGCUGCCGAAGCGUUUGAUAUUGAGCACGCCCACGGUGGUCCUCAUAACUGGGUUAGCGGACAGAUGAGCAGCUUAGCCACGGCAGCCGAGGAUCCCGUGUUUUUCAUGCACCACGCAUUUGUAGAUUAUCUCUGGGAAAAUUUUCGAAUUCACCAGAUGUUCGAAUGUGGAGUAAACCCGGCGACAGAUUACCCUCCGGCCGUAGGCCUUCACCACCCAUUACGACCAAUGGAUGGCUUUCCCGGACAUCGUAGCAUUGACGGCUAUGCGAGCUAUUGGACACAAUUCUGGUACCGAUAUGAAAGAUCACCAUUUUGUUCGGGUGCAAUGCCCUUCUGUGGAUCACCUUAUCUUUGGUGUGAUGUUAAACGAGGAAGAUGCGUUUCUGCUGCUAGAAUGGCGCCAUUUAGCGACGGAAUGGGAUCUCCUUUGAGUUCUGCAGGAUACGCUGCCAGCCCGGCGGCGGCCAAUGCAAGGGCAAUAGCUGCCCGAGCCGCCGGCACAGGUCCCAGGUUCUCUGCUCCACCAGCUGAACCUCGAACACAGGCCGGUCGGCUGGGUGUGGCUCGGGUCCGGCGAGACGCACCAAACGACCAAACACACAAUGGAACGUAUGACAGAUACGACGUUGCGAUAAGCUCGGAGCGAAAUGGUCAUUUGUUCACGCAUGCUGAGCCAUUUCCACUACUCCCCGUGCCGUACAUAGGAACAGUCCAGACACGCAAACAGCUGUCUUCGUCGAAAGGUACGACUGACAAUGUAGCCAAGCAAACUGAAUCUGACUGGUUUUAUGUUCCAAUACGCGUGAUGAAUAAGAUUAACAUUGAAAGAACAUCUGGAAACCUUCGAUGUCACAGGGGAAAACAGAUUAAAGUAAUAGCCCAGGGUUUGAAUUACUUGGAAAGCUUUGUUGAUUAUCCAGGUAUAACCGCGAAAUCACCUAUUUCAACAACAGUCGCCAUUCUAGCAGUACGGGUUCCCCAAAUUGGACCGUCGGAAGCUAUGAUCACUGCUGUUCAUAGUUGCGGUUAUUCAUGCAAACCAUCUUGCUUAAAGAUUGAUGGUGGACCAGCAGAGUACCAGCCAUGUAAUGGUAUUCUUGUUAUCAAACCUGGCGAGCUGGACCUAUUCAGUCGGAGCUACCAAGGAGCAGUAAAGAAAAUGGACGGACUUGUUUCGGACAAGCAAAACAAUGUACGAAUGGUAUUCCAUUGCGACGAAGCAAUAAAAUCGAGGAAUGCUUGGUCUUCUCAUAGUAGCAAUUAAACACCUACACAUUUGAUACUGAUGAAUUAGAUUGAAGCAUUUGAAUUGGAAUAUUGUUUUAACAACCUUUUAGCAAUCAUCAUGAAAUAAAUUUUUAUCGGAUUCUUGCAAAUGAAGAUUAAAUUUAUAUAGAAAAUAAGAACUAUUUCUACCCAGCAAA